AUGGUUGGACAAGUUAGCUUGACGAUAGUAAUUAUUCUAAUAAAUUUUGAGCACGCGGGAGGAGAAAACUUAUGGUGUUACGAAUGCAACACUGAUUUGAGGAGUGGUCACACAAGAGAGUGCAACGACCCUUACAUCCGAGCAACUUAUUUUGACAUAGUUCUCUGUCCCCAAAACGAGUCUCAGCAUUGUUUUAAAAGCAUCAUCGAUUAUGGGGACGUGCUGGUGACGGUACGAGGUUGCGUGCCGUCACGCAAAAUCGAUGGAUACUGCCAACCCAAGGAAUAUUUUCCAGGGUCCAGCAUCACGUGUUCCUUUUGCAAACACUACGCAUGCAAUGGUCAAACGUCUACUUAUGCGCCCACGUUGAAAAUUUUAGGCUUCCUUUUAAUUUUGGUUAGUAUACCGAUGUACGCAUUCGCAGUAAGAUUCACCGUGUAUUUUACGUAGAUAUUAACUUCUAUUAUCUGUGAGAUAUUGGUCACUCCGUUAAUUACCUUCAUUGGAAUUACCUAAAUUGAACUUAAAUUGAAAAACGUACGGCCGGAGUGUGACUUUGUUAGAAAUUUCAUAAAGUGUAAUUAACGAAUUACAAUUUUAGUAAAAGAAACGUGCAUGUGCUUUAAAAUACACCACAGAGGGGAACAUGAAUGAGAGGAAAGCUGUUUAGAAUAAGUUUUAACGUUACACUCACGA
Molecule: messenger RNA, 696 nt
Organism: Habropoda laboriosa
Lineage: Eukaryota; Metazoa; Arthropoda; Insecta; Hymenoptera; Apidae
Exons: 3
Coding region: 1-450 (149 amino acids)
Biological process (GO): regulation of synaptic transmission, cholinergic; sleep; positive regulation of voltage-gated potassium channel activity
Source: RefSeq, a predicted model, not a curated record